AAUUUCGAAAAAAAUAUAAUAGAACAAUAAAGAGAUUAAAAAGAAAAAAAAUAUAGUUAAAAUAAUUCUUGCGUCAAUUGUAGGUGAAAAGCUUCCCUUUUAGAGACCGAUUUUAAUGCAAUAAAAUCCCCCUCUCUUUAUACAGGAACUGAAAUAUAGGUAGUUACCGCGGAGUGGUCAAGUUCAAAUCUUGAGUUCAGUCGGCCAUCAGCUACGAUUGACGUACAGUUAUUUCAUAUAUAGCUUUUCUCAAUUAUUACAAUUAAAAAUUAAUAUUCGUGAAGCAUAAUAAAGAAUAAUGAACAUUCAUAACAUUCAAUCGAUUUAUUUAAAUUUUAAUUUAAAACCUAGAUUGUUCUGUGGUCUAAAUGUGUUCAAAAUUAAUUAUGAAAAAUGAUUUUCAUAAAAAUUUUCUGUUGCAUUUUUAUAUUAAUUUUAUACUAAUUUUUAUUAAAAUAAUUUACAAUUAUUUUUAUGUUGUCAGUCGGGAAUAAAAUGCAGAGUAUAACAUCAAAAUGGACAGCUCUCACGUGGUUCGUGGAAUCGAACAUGGCGGCCUCUAUUAUCAUCAACGCCGCAGCCGCGAUUGGUUCAGAAUCAGUGCGGGAUGUGUCUCUCGUAUUUCAAAUCGAAUAUCGCGCAACCAAGUGUUGUUGAGAGGACAAUGCAUAUCCUCUCGACGAAACGGUCGACAUAACGUUCAUUCCUUGGCAUUUGGAGCGAUACAAUUAAGACAGCUGUUAAAAAGACAGUUGUGUGAAAAGCGAAAAGAAGUAUCAAUUAUCACAGAAGAUUCAUCUCGGAAGCAAACCGUUGAUCCAUUGUCCUCGAACACGAAAAUUACACGAAAACGACGCGUCGGCAUUGUGGAGAAUCAGUACGCGGUUGAGAAUAACACCGGUUCAUCAGUAUGCGAUUUAGUGCGAGGUUUAGAACGAUUAUUCGAUGAGAAAAACGCUGGAAAUAAUAAAAUUACGAUGAAGUCAAAGAAAGAACAAAAUGCUGAGGAGGAUGUCGUUGAUCCUGUCGAGGAAAACGAAACGUACGACGAAUUUGACACAAUUAGAAUACCGAUAGUGCGAUCCUUAAGUAAAAGUCCGCCGAAUGAUGAAGGUAUUGAGACGGAUUCGGAUCGAAGAAAAGGAUCGAUAGCCCGUUGCUGGAGUCUCGAUUCAACGGCAGCCAGUGACGAAGAUAUAUCGCUGACCACGCACCAACAGAAACGACACAAACUACGUGUUACUAGAUGCUAUAGUUCCGAUAGUGCUGUGUUGAGCGACGAGGAUCAAAUAAAAGGAUGGGAUGUUUUAAAUAUGGUAGAAGGAAACGAAUCAGAUCAUAAUGAUGGAAGACUUAGAUAUUGGAGAACACCAAGUGUAGUUGUUAGUGAUUAUUCUGAUUAUUCUUAUCUAGAUGAAAAACUAGAAAGAAAUGAUCUUGAUCUUGAAAAAUAUGAAGGGAUUAGUAGUACUCCUAGCCAAGCAAGCAGUUGUUCUUGCUUGGAUUGUGAUGAAAUUCGUGAAUCUUUGGAUACACAGUUCCUACAAGUCUGUCGUAGUAGAAGACAUUCAGACUCCUGUUGUUUGUGCCUUGAUUCUAUGAAUGCUGUUAUAAGAAACUUCAAUGAAUCUGAAAAUAGAAGAAAUUCUUGCCUGGGUUCCACUGAAACUUAUUAUUCCAAGCACAAUACACAACAAUUUACACAAUAUAUACCAGAAAGUUCUUCAAAUUUACAAGAAAAGACGAAAAUUGAUCUUUUGGAUAUUCCACCUAUACGAAAAAUUUCAGAUUGUUCCACUACAUCUAGUCUUAGCGGAGACGAGUCAGACGUUGUUGAACUACAACCAGUCAAAUCUUCCAAAUCAUCAGGAUGGAGAAAACUUAGAAACAUUGUCCAUUGGACACCCUUUUUUCAAACCUAUAAGAAACAACGAUAUCCAUGGGUGCAAUUAGCAGGUCAUCAGGGAAAUUUCAGAGCAGGACCUACUCCAGGGACAAUUUUAAAAAAACUUUGCCCUCAGGAAGAAGCUUGUUUUCGUUUGUUAAUGAACGAUAUAUUAAGGCCGUACGUUCCAGAAUUUAAAGGUGUUUUAGAUGUAAAAGAUGUAGAAGAAGGUAACGUCGAAGAAACUAAUUCAGAAGAAACUCAUCAGAAAGAUGGUUCCAGCGAUACUGUAAUCAAAAGGACCGUAGUAUCCUCUUACUUGCAACUGCAGGAUCUUCUUGGAGAUUUUGAACAUCCUUGUGUGAUGGACUGUAAAGUUGGAGUUAGGACGUAUCUAGAAUCAGAGCUUGCAAAAGCGAAGGAAAGACCUAAGUUACGAAAAGAUAUGUAUGAAAAAAUGGUACAAGUAGAUCCAACCGCACCGAAUGCCGAGGAACGUCGUGUGCAAGGAGUAACGAAACCGAGGUAUAUGGUUUGGCGUGAAACGAUCUCUAGUACAGCAACAUUAGGUUUCCGCGUGGAAGGUAUUAAACUUGCACACGGAGGCUCGUCAAAAGAUUUUAAAACGACGAGAACUCGAGAACAGGUUACGGAGGCAUUAAGGCGUUUUGUCGAAGGCUAUCCGCAUGCAGUACCCAAAUAUAUUCAACGUUUAAAAGCGAUUAGGGCCACACUGAAAGCAUCACCGUUUUUUGCUUCACACGAGGUCGUCGGAUCUAGUUUGUUGUUUGUUCAUGACACCAAAAAUGCCGGCAUUUGGAUGAUUGAUUUUGCAAAAACAUUACCUCUGCCUCAACAUUUACCAAGAAUUCAUCAUGACGCCGAAUGGAAAGUAGGAAACCACGAAGAUGGAUACUUGAUAGGUGUAAACAAUCUAAUAGACAUAUUUCAAGAUAUACGAAAUUCGGAAGGAACAUAGUUCCGCGAAUUUCUUUUUGGCAAGCAUAAGUUGAUGCUAUAGCAAAAAAGGAUAUCGGAUUAAUAGACAUUGUAUAUUCUUAAUUUUAAAUGUAAUUAAUGUAAAUUGCGUUGCACCUUUAUUUGUAUUGUGUUUCUAUGACUACUACGUAUUUCGUAAAAUUUUGUACAUAAAUUGAUAUUGUCGCAAUGUCUUCGAAACGAUAUCCUUUCAUAAAAAAACGGACCAAAGACGUGGUGGCUGUUGCUACCUAAGUAUUUCAUAAGUAUACAGUUUCCUACAAUGUAGAAAUUAUGCACAAAGAGAAUCUGUAAAAAAUAAUUUAAAUAACAUACUAUUAUGUAA
Molecule: messenger RNA, 3209 nt
Organism: Apis cerana (Asiatic honeybee)
Lineage: Eukaryota; Metazoa; Arthropoda; Insecta; Hymenoptera; Apidae
Product: Inositol 1,4,5-triphosphate kinase 2
Biological process (GO): phosphatidylinositol phosphate biosynthetic process; inositol phosphate biosynthetic process
Cellular component (GO): cytoplasm; nucleus
Molecular function (GO): inositol hexakisphosphate kinase activity
Source: RefSeq, a predicted model, not a curated record